AUGGCGACAUUCAUGGAGAUAAACCGUCGUUUAUUGGGUAACGUUCGGGAUGAACCAAAACAAAUGCUCAAACCAAUUACUCAAUACAAUCUAGAACCAAUAGUAACUCUCGAAGAAGCCUGUAAACCAUUGGAGAAGAUCCUCGAUAGUGAACUUCGACAAAACAUAAUAAUUGCAAAAAUGAAUUCAAAAAAUGGAACAGAUAAUCUUACUCAGGAUGAGUCGGGCUCUAUUCAUUUGUAUACGAUGGAAUGGGAUAUACGCGAAAAUAGCCUCUAUAUAAUACUUAAUAAUACAUUACGUCAAGCCGAUCGUACCAAACUUCACCCAUGGUUCCGAUAUCUGAAACUAUUACUCACAGCAUUCUUUAAAUUGCCGUAA
Molecule: messenger RNA, 381 nt
Organism: Rotaria sp. Silwood2
Lineage: Eukaryota; Metazoa; Rotifera; Eurotatoria; Philodinida; Philodinidae
Source: the annotation of a GenBank genome assembly